AUGCCUCUUGAGUCUAAUGAGCCCCUCGAUCGCGAGGAUGCCCCGUUCCUCGCCUCGGGUGAAACCACGCCGCCCGUCCAAGAGGAGCCCAGCCAGUAUGACGCACAGAAAGAAGCCAAUCGCAAAAUUCGCUUUCGCUUGAUGGUGACCCUCUUCGCCAUGAUCCUGGCCGUCGAAGUCGGCAUCUGCAUGUCCAACGGCCCCGUCACCCGCAUAUACGAGUCCAUCGCCUGUCGAGAAUACUACGCGCAGUAUGACCCCACCCAAAUCGGGGCCGAUGGGGAGGUCAGGGAGGAAUUGUGCAAGGUCAAGGCGGUCCAGCAGGAUCUGGCUGCGGUGAAGGGCUAUAUGGAGUUUUUCGAUGGAAUUCUGAGUGCUCUGCUAGCAAUCCCAUAUGGUCUCUUGGCAGAUCGACGGGGACGAAAGUCCACCAUCUGUCUCAGCAUUCCCGGCUUUGCCCUCAAUUGCAUUAUGCAGCUUGUCGUCAUGUGGUUUCCCCACGUCUUCCCCCUGCGAACCGUCUGGGCAUCGUCCCUGGCGUGGCUGUUCGGUGGUGGUCCUGUCGUGGCUUUCGCUAUCAUCUGGACGAUGAUGUCGGAUGUGUCAACAGAGGAAGAAAGAUUCGGCGUGGCUAGUAUGGGGGCCGAUUUCGCGUCUAGUGCUGCUAGUUCCUGGAUGAUGUCUUUAGACCCCUGGCUACCCCUGCUGCUGGGAUGGGGUCUGGCUGUGAUUGGCAUGUUCUUUGCAUUGUCGCUACCAGAGACGAUGCCCGCAAAACCCUCGCAACCGACUUGGAAGCAAACGAGCAUGGAAAUGAGCCAAGUAUCCUCCGGAAGCGCCGAGUAUAAAGAUGUUCCGAGCAAAGAACAAGAGCGGGAGGUGUUCAGCGAUGAGGAGACGGUUCAGAGCGGCGAGCCUGCUUUUACGACAAAUACAACCAAACGACCUUUCUUCGCCAUGGUGAAGCAUCGAUUCCGGGCCUAUCUGGCCCCUUAUUCUUUCAUUCUCCGAAACAAGCAGAUCAUGCUGCUUCUCACUGCAUUUCUCGUCUACCGACUCAGCCGUGGCUCGUCUUGGUUCCUGGUCCAGUACAUCUCCACACGUUUUAAGUGGACCCUGGCUGAAGCGAACUUUCUCAUGUCAUUCAAGCCGGCAUUGACCAUUCCGUUAUUCCUGUUUAUUCUACCGGCCAUUUCACGGCAAUUGCUAAAGACCAUGAAGCCGACCCAGAAGGACCUCCAGCUCAUGCGCAUUAGUAUCGGAUUGUUGGCCGUGGGGACCUUGGGAAUCGGGCUUUCUUCCAGCAUUGCCAUGCUGAUUCCCAGCCUGCUGGUUCAAACCUCCGGGUCGGGCUUUGUCUUCCUGACCCGGGCUCUGAUUACCACGUUGGUGCACCGCGAUGAGACGGCGCGUUUAUUCACCAUCAUUGAGGUUCUGCAGUCGGUGGGGAACGUCAUUGCCAGCUUGUCUAUCACGACGGUGUUCCAAAUCGGGCUGGAGAUCGGGGGUCCGUGGAUUGGACUGGCGUGGAUGAUGACGGCGACAGCCUUCACGCUAGUGGGCGUGGCUGUGUGGAUCCUCGGCAGCCCGGUCCUUCCUCAACAGGCUAGCUCGCGGCUGCACCUGCUGCUCCAACAACCUGGUCAUGUCCACUUUGCGAGUUCACUAACUCCUUUGCUUAAUCUGAAUCCAAUUACAACCUGCCAUGGAGAGAUUUACGCAGUUCCGCGAUCGAGUCAGCUGUUGUUCCCACUAACCAACGAUUUCUGUGUAGGCACGGGAGUCGCGCCCUUCUUCCCUACCCCUCCUCCCUCAAUUGGCUUCAUUCAGUGGAUCGUAUGGGCUACUCUUUUCUGGAUUCGUCUCUUCUUCCUCGUUCCCAUAUGCCUCGCUUAUUUUCUGUUGCUCCAAUGGCUCCCACUCCCAUCGCUACUCAGGAAAGCCGCCCUGUGGCUCAUUCUAGCCGUGCCCAGUUUCUGGUGGAUUGAUCUACAAGUAGACGGAGUCAGAAAAGGAACUCUCAGUAACGCACAAAACCAAACCCGUCUCCCCGGCCCCGGCUCUGUCAUUGCUUCCUCCUUCACCUCUCCGAUUGACCCCCUAUACUUGGCCGCCGUCUUUAAUCCCGUCUUUGUGGCUUGCUAUCCGUACACAGGUGAAGUGGAGCAACUGUCCCUUUGGCAAGCGAUUCUUCGCGCCUUUGCCGACCCGCGACCGACACCGAAGCCCAAGACCCGUAUGGUCAGCCUCUUCUCGAUCAUGCAGAAAUACCCCAACAGGCCUAUUGCCCUGUUUCCAGAGUGCACCACCACCAACGGGCAAGCCGUCCUGCCACUAAGCCCCGCCCUACUGAGUACUCCUCACAGGACCAAGAUCUUCCCCGUGACCUUGCGAUAUGAUCCUAGAGAGGUGAUGACCCCGAUACCGGGAACGUUUUUGACUUGGCUAUGGCGGCUGCUUGGUCGACCAACUCAUUAUAUUCGGGUCCGCAUUGGACAGGCAGUCCUUGGCGUCACUGCAGAAGAUUUGCCUGUAGAAGAUCCACCCACAUACGAGUCCGACCCCGAGGAUAAUUUGCCCAAUGCCCCCCCUCCAUAUGGGGAAGAUCACGUGAUCAUUCUUCAAGAGCAGGUGCCAAACCACGUGGCGGAAUCGCUGGCUCGAUUAGGUAGAGCCAGGCGGGUAGCCUUGGAUGUGCAAGAGAAGGAGGAAUUUGUAAGGUUGUAUAGGAGAUCUUACUGGACAUGGUGA
Aspergillus sclerotioniger CBS 115572 is the source of this 2751-nucleotide messenger RNA. RefSeq names its product MFS general substrate transporter. The record is from RefSeq and is a predicted model, not a curated record. Gene Ontology annotation, biological process: transmembrane transport. Gene Ontology annotation, molecular function: transmembrane transporter activity. Gene Ontology annotation, cellular component: membrane. Bases 1 to 2751 code for a protein of 916 amino acids. The transcript has 7 exons. Lineage: Eukaryota; Fungi; Ascomycota; Eurotiomycetes; Eurotiales; Aspergillaceae.